This is a messenger RNA of Nasonia vitripennis (jewel wasp), 927 nucleotides long. It is a transcript of the gene Bet1, whose product is annotated as BET1 homolog. The coding region runs from base 227 to 562 and encodes 111 amino acids. The transcript is spliced from 3 exons. Gene Ontology annotation, biological process: endoplasmic reticulum to Golgi vesicle-mediated transport; vesicle fusion with Golgi apparatus. NCBI's taxonomy places the organism in Eukaryota, Metazoa, Arthropoda, Insecta, Hymenoptera, Pteromalidae. Gene Ontology annotation, cellular component: Golgi trans cisterna; SNARE complex. The record is from RefSeq and is a predicted model, not a curated record. Gene Ontology annotation, molecular function: SNAP receptor activity.
UAUCGUAUUCCACAAGACGCAUGCGCGUUUUCAUGAGUGCGAUUUGUAUAUAUACUCUGCGUAUUCUGUUCUGCUAGUUUAGAAUGUUUUUCCCCUUUUCCAUAUAUGCUAACGUGGCCCUUUGACAUCUGACUAAACACUUAACCAUCAAUUUUACAAUAAUAGUAAUACACGGUGAUAUUGUUUUUCGUACAUUGUUUCCAUCGUGGAUUUCAAAAACUCAAACAUGAGGCGAACUCAUUCAGGUUAUGGUUAUGAACCUUUACCAAGUACUUCUUCCCAUUCUUUGGAAGAAGAGAAUGAUCAAAUGGCUGAACAGCUGAAAGAAAAAAUCAGUGCACUGAAAUCUUUAAGUAUCGAUAUUGGCACUGAAGUUAAAUAUCAAAACAAAAUGCUCGGUGACAUGGAUGACGAUUUUGAAAGGACUAGUGGAUCACUUAGUGGGUCAGUGGCACGAAUAUUGAGGAUGGCAAAAGGCAGUCAUAAUUACCAUAUAAUGUAUCUAUUUCUGUUUUCUAUAGCAGUGUUCUUUUUUGUAUGGAUAUUCUUGAAAUUUAAAUGACACCUCAGUGACAUUAAUUAAAAUAUUUCAUUCCUAUAAUGUUAUUCUAACAAUACAUUCUAUUUGAUAUUUUGGACUUUGUAUUGGAAGGCGUUGGUGAAAAUAUGUACAUAGCUCAGUCAAUAAUGUAUAAUCAUGAAUAUCAAUUCAUUUAUAAAAGCAUAUUUAUCGGACACUAAAAUUGUAAUGCGAGAUAGAUACAAUUUUGAAUUUAGAAAUAAUAAAUAUAUUUUUUAUAAUUUAUUUUUUUGAAAAUCACGUAAACGCAAUAAUUUAUUUAAUAUUUUGUAUGUAUGGAUCAGCAAUAUAAUUAUAAAUUUAUAUCACAUCGAAAAUAAAGCUUAUACCAUCAUUUUACACAUUUA